Lotus japonicus is the source of this 1872-nucleotide messenger RNA. Its product is annotated as transcription factor ICE1-like. Gene Ontology annotation, cellular component: nucleus. Bases 264 to 1619 code for a protein of 451 amino acids. Gene Ontology annotation, biological process: regulation of DNA-templated transcription. Gene Ontology annotation, molecular function: DNA-binding transcription factor activity; sequence-specific DNA binding; protein dimerization activity. The transcript is spliced from 4 exons. Lineage: Eukaryota; Viridiplantae; Streptophyta; Magnoliopsida; Fabales; Fabaceae. The record is from RefSeq and is a predicted model, not a curated record.
ACAGCAAAGCAGAAGAAGAAACACACUUGGAUAAACCACACCCAAACCAGCCGUUCCCUCUCCAUUCAUUUCCUUUUCUUUUCUUUUCUUUCCCCACACAACAAACAAACACAACACAACACAACACACUCUCACUUCAUCACUACAUAACGUUCGAACCUCCGAAAUCAUUCACCCUUUUUCUCUGCUACACCUUUCUUCUCUCAAAUCAUGUUCCUCUGACCACAAAACCAGACAAAAAUCCCUUCACCCUUCUCUCUCCCAUGGAGGGUUUCACGCUUCCCCUACCACCAAGACCUCACACCACCACCCUUCAAUGGAUGGAACAACAACAGCAACAGCAACAACAACAACAACAACAACUGGUAGAAGCUAAGCAUCACAACGAAGACGACAUUGCCAUUGCCAUUGCCAUGGCUGGUGGUACCCCUCUUCAUUUCUUCAAACCCAUGCCAGAAUCUGAACCUGACUACUACAACAUCAGCUCAGCAAUUGCAAACACUAAUGGUGUUAACAUAAACAACCCCUUUGCUUCAAUUUCCAACCCAGCUACCACUGAUAGCUUCGUCAUGCACCAGACCCUGAACAUGGACUCUUUCAAUCUUGACCCGUCAAAUUCACAAGGUUUUUUCAAUAGCAACAGUUUUGAAACUGGAUUUGACAGUGGAUUCUUCAUGGGUGGGAGCAGCAACGCUUCAAACUCCCCUGCUCUGAUGGGAUUCUCUCAGGGUAAUCAGAUGGGUACCCUCGAUCUGAGUUCGUGCUCUGAGUUUCCUCCUCCGGGUCUUGAACUUGAAGGGUUUGGUGCUCCGAGGGCUCUUGAGGCGGCGCAGCAGCCGACGCUGUUUCAGAAGCGGAGAGGGUCGGUGGAGAUUUCGAGGUUGGAGACGGUGAGGAAGAAGGGGAGGAAGUGGGAAGAUGGGGAUGUUGAGGCUGAUUUUGAUGAUUCUGGAUUGAAUUAUGAGUCUGAUGAGAAUGGGAAUGAUUUGAACUCAAAUGCCACCACUGUCUCUGGUGGAGACCACAAGGGGAAGAAGAAGGGUCUCCCUGCUAAAAAUCUCAUGGCGGAGAGGCGCCGUAGGAAGAAACUCAAUGAUAGGUUGUACAUGCUCAGGUCUGUUGUGCCAAAAAUUAGCAAGAUGGAUCGGGCUUCAAUACUUGGGGAUGCAAUUGAUUACUUGAAGGAGCUACUGCAGCGGAUUAAUGAUCUUCAUAACGAACUGGAGUCAACUCCACCUGGCUCAGCGCUGCCGCCUUCUUCAAGCUUUCACCCUCUGACACCCACUCCUCAAACUCUUCCCUGCCGAGUCAAGGAGGAACUAUAUCCUGGUGCCUUGCCAAGCCCUAAAAACCAGCCUGUGAAGGUGGAAGUUAGGGUAAGGGAAGGGAGAGCUGUCAACAUUCAUAUGUUUUGUACCCGCAGACCAGGUCUUUUGCUUUCUACUAUGAAGGCGUUGGACAACCUCGGAUUGGAUGUUCAGCAGGCUGUUAUUAGCUGCUUUAAUGGCUUUGCUUUAGAUGUGUUCAGAGCUGAGCAAUGCACAGAAGGCCAGGAUGUCCUCCCUGAGCAAAUCAAAGCAGUGCUUCUUGAUUCAGCUGGCUACCCGGGUAUGGUGUGAUUGAAGUGCUUGAUAAAUGCUCUACCCUUAUAGCGGCACUAACUGUAGUUGCUGUAGCUUGCUGUUUGUAAAUGCAUUGCUUCUUGUUGCCCUUUGUAAUGGCCUACCCGUCCAGGCCAAGAUCAAAUAGGUUAGCUAAAUCUGUAGGUUGAGGAGUUAGCUCUGAUAUUUUUCUCAAUCUUGAUUAUGAAAAAGCAAACUUAUGCUGUUAACUUUGUUUUUAAGUUUUGGAAUAAAUUGUUUUUUUUCUUUC